AUGCGUUUUACCACCUACGCCACUUUCUUGGCUGGCGCUGCCAGCGCUGCACCGACCUACAACAUUGCUCGCGGCACCAACCUUCCAGCAGAGCCAGUCUACCGCCGAAGCGACGCCGACGCUGCCACUUCCUACCAAGUUGGCAAACGAUCUGACGCUGACGCUGCCACUGCCUACCAGGUAGGAAAGCGAUCAGACGCUGACGCUGCUACUGCCUACCAGGUGGGAAAGCGAUCAGACGCUGACGCUGCUACUGCCUACCAGGUGGGAAAGCGAUCAGAUGCUGACGCUGCCACUGCCUACCAAGUUGGCAAGCGGUCAGAUGCCGAUGCCGCCACUGCCUACCAGGUGGGAAAGCGAUCAGACGCUGAUGCUGCUACUGUCUACCAGGUGGGAAAGCGAUCAGACGCUGACGCUGCCACUGCCUACCAGGUGGGAAAGCGAUCGGACGCUGACGCUGCCACUGUCUACCAGGUGGGAAAGCGAUCAGAUGCCGAUGCUGCUACUGCCUACCAGGUGGGAAAGCGAUCAGACGCUGACGCUGCCACUGUCUACCAGGUGGGAAAGCGAUCGGACGCUGACGCUGCCACUGUCUACCAGGUGGGAAAGCGAUCAGACGCUGAUGCUGCUACUGCCUACCAAGUUGGCAAGAACUAA
Molecule: messenger RNA, 657 nt
Organism: Ascochyta rabiei
Lineage: Eukaryota; Fungi; Ascomycota; Dothideomycetes; Pleosporales; Didymellaceae
Exons: 1
Coding region: 1-657 (218 amino acids)
Source: RefSeq, a predicted model, not a curated record